Messenger RNA from Staurois parvus, 332 nucleotides. The record is from the annotation of a GenBank genome assembly. NCBI's taxonomy places the organism in Eukaryota, Metazoa, Chordata, Amphibia, Anura, Ranidae.
GUGUUGCCGUUCACAAACAGCGCCCGCAUUUUCAAGCUGUGCGCACUUCCUGGGAGUGCGCGGCACUGCUGUACGGGACCUCUGUGUGAGGUGCCGAUUAAGCCAUCACUGAUUGGCCAAUCAGUGAUGACACGAAUAGUAGUAAGCAAGAUGCCACUUGUGACAUCAUUGCUUACUACUAGUGAAAUCUGUGAAUGAUCACAGAGGUCACAUGGUACAAGGCUAAUCACAACAGCCUUGUACCAUGUGACCAGCUGUGACCAAUCACAGCUCACACAGUAUUUCUCAAUGGCUGCAAGAAUGCAGCCAAAGAGAAGGAGAAAUGAUUGCUU